UUUUUCAAAUUCAGUUGAGUUCGGUCACAAGAGCGACAAAGAUGUAAAAAAAUUAAAACACAAGCGUUUUUGUAUAUCUUUAAGUUGUAAUUAAAAUUGUUGUUUAAGUGUCAUGGAGUAUAAACAAUAGUGUGUUGGAAAAAUGUUUAAAUUAUAACAAUAAUGUGAUGUGUAGAACUGAGAUUAUUACAUAUUUCGUAAUGAAAACUUGAAUAAAAAAAAUUUAUUCCUAAAGAAGCAAAUUACAACAGUUUAACAUUCAUUCAUUUGUCGUAAACGUGAGAACAAUGUCGCGUCUAAAAUUUUAUUCCUGUGUUGAAACGAAGUCAGAUUUAGAAGACGAAGAAAACGACGUCGCCUUGGCGAUGUCACCUAACAGACAGAUAGCCAAGACUACAACAGCACGUGACAUCAGCGAUAGUCCCGAUGAACGUGAAACAUGGAGCGGCAAAGUCGACUUCCUAUUAUCCGUUAUAGGAUUCGCUGUGGAUUUAGCAAACGUCUGGCGAUUUCCUUAUCUUUGCUACAAAAAUGGCGGAGGCGCUUUUCUUGUACCUUAUUGUAUUAUGUUAUUAGUUGGUGGUAUACCACUCUUUUACAUGGAAUUAGCUUUAGGCCAACACAAUCGUAAAGGUGCCAUAACAUGUUGGGGGCGGCUGGUGCCGCUCUUUAAAGGAAUUGGAUAUGCUGUCGUUUUAAUAGCAUUCUAUGUUGAUUUUUAUUACAAUGUUAUCAUUGCGUGGUCACUGCGUUUCUUUUUUGCCUCAUUUACGAAUUCCUUACCCUGGACAUCAUGUACAAAUUUUUGGAAUACCGAUGAUUGUAAGCCGUUCGAACAGCAAACCAGUUCUCCCUCCCUGAUAGGUGCCAAUAUUAGCGAUAGUUUGUUAAAUUCAACAAUUACCUCCGAAUUCAAUACAUCACUGGCAAAUCUCACUUUGGCGCUAUCCACCACAACGCCAGCCAGCGAACGUUUUCAAUCAGCAGCGUCUGAAUAUUUCAACCGUUAUAUUUUAGAGUUAAACCAAAGUGAUGGUCUUCACAAUCUGGGUUCUAUUAAAUGGGACUUGGUUUUAUGUCUGCUGAUAGUCUAUCUGAUAUGUUACUUCUCGCUGUGGAAGGGUAUUGGUACCUCAGGCAAAGUUGUGUGGUUUACUGCCCUCUUCCCCUAUGUGGUAUUAUUAAUUCUGCUCAUACGUGGCAUAACCUUACCCGGUUCGGCCAUGGGCAUACAGUAUUAUUUAAAUCCAAAUUUCGAUGCCAUUUACAAGGCAGAAGUUUGGGUUGAUGCUGCCACGCAAGUGUUCUUCUCAUUGGGACCCGGAUUUGGGGUGCUAUUAGCCUAUGCUUCAUAUAAUAAAUAUCAUAAUAAUGUUUAUAAGGAUGCUUUACUAACUAGUUGUAUAAAUUCGGCAACAAGUUUUGCUGCUGGUUUUGUGAUAUUCUCUGUGCUGGGCUAUAUGGCACAUACCUCGGGUCAAAACAUUGAGGAUGUGGCCACCGAAGGUCCUGGCUUGGUAUUUGUGGUAUACCCAGCGGCCAUUGCCACCAUGCCGGGCAGUACCUUCUGGGCAUUGAUAUUCUUCAUGAUGUUGCUGACUUUAGGAUUGGAUAGUUCGUUUGGUGGUUCUGAGGCCAUUAUCACAGCCUUAAGUGAUGAAUUCCCAAAAAUUGGCCGCAAUCGUGAGAUAUUCGUUGCUGGUCUAUUUUCACUAUAUUUUGUGGUGGGUCUGGCCAGCUGCACCCAAGGAGGUUUUUACUUUUUCCAACUCUUGGAUCGUUAUGCCGCAGGCUAUUCGAUAUUGGUGGCGGUAUUCUUCGAAGCAAUAGCAGUCUCAUGGAUUUAUGGAACCGAUCGCUUUUGUGAGGAUAUUCGCGAUAUGAUAGGCUUUCGCCCUGGCUACUAUUGGCAAGUAUGUUGGCGUUUUGUGGCACCAAUAUUUUUGCUCUUUAUCACUGUUUAUGGACUGAUCGGUUAUGAACCGCUGUCAUAUGAGGAUUAUACCUAUCCACGAUGGGCCAAUGCCUUGGGUUGGUGCAUAGCAGGCUCAUCGGUUAUGAUGAUACCAGCGGUGGCCAUAUUCAAAAUUUGCACCACACCGGGUACAUUAAGGCAACGUUUGCGAAUACUCACCACACCAUGGCGGGAUCAGCAGUUAUCGGUUAAUGGAGUGACAGCCGAUGCCACACAAGUUCGCUUGACCGAUACCAAGGAGGCUUCAGAGGUUUGAAAUCAACCAUUUGCCAGAUUUCAAGUUUAUUAUGUAUAGUAUUUAAACAAGAAACAUGAGAUAUUCCAAUAUACCCAUAUAUACAGACACAUACACCAUUAUUUAUUAUUGUUAAAUAUGAGAUAACUUAAGAAGAGAAGUAAUAAAAAUUUUUAUGUAGAUAACCCUCAAAAUGCAAAACAAAAUAAUGCUCAGAACCAUCAACUCGAUAUGCAAAACUAUUUAGGGAAUUAGUCUAUAAAUUAUACAAAACAACAAAAACAAGAAAACUUAUAACAAAGACCAAUCUAAACUCUAAAAUAAUGAAUUUAAUUUUAUAUUUUUAAAGUUCACCUUUCUUUUGUAAAAUAAAUACAAAUGCAAAUUUCAUAUACAACGUACUUAGGUUUCUAUAUCUAAACGAAUAUAAAUAAUAAUUAAAAGAGAUAAACAUACUGAAAACUUAACAAAAGUUCAUAAAUAAUGUUCUUCUUAUAAAUCUAAAUCUAAAGCUACUGUUAAACAAUGACACCGAAAAAAAUAACCAUAAAAUGCUGUGUAGAUAAUAUUAGUGUGAAUUUAAGUAAACAUAUGAAAAAGAUCAUGCAAUCUAUGAAAUUGUGCAUCAUAUUUAGGAAAAUAAAAACAAUGAAAAAACACAAAUAUUGCUUUCUUAGGAAUUUAGCCAAUAAAAACAAGUAAAUUUCAUACUUAUCGUAUUACUAUUACUAGCAUGUAUAAAUAUAGAAACCAAACUGAACAUGCCAUUUGGAAAUUGAGAAACUUUUGUAUAUAUUAAAGAAAUCCAUAAGCAAAUAUGAGAAAAAGGUGUAGUUAAAAGCUUUAAAAUUAGUUAAGGACCAUAAGAACAAGACCGAAAAUAUAUACACAAAUUGAGCUUUUUUAUUUUGUUACAUAUGUUUCUUCCACUAAUUUUUGUAAAAUAAAGAAGAGAACAAAUUUUGAUAAUA
This is a messenger RNA of Stomoxys calcitrans (stable fly), 3181 nucleotides long. RefSeq names its product sodium-dependent dopamine transporter (gene DAT). Gene Ontology annotation, biological process: dopamine uptake involved in synaptic transmission; sodium ion transmembrane transport. The record is from RefSeq and is a predicted model, not a curated record. NCBI's taxonomy places the organism in Eukaryota, Metazoa, Arthropoda, Insecta, Diptera, Muscidae. Gene Ontology annotation, cellular component: presynaptic membrane; neuron projection; neuronal cell body membrane. The coding region runs from base 288 to 2231 and encodes 647 amino acids. Gene Ontology annotation, molecular function: dopamine:sodium symporter activity. The transcript is spliced from 9 exons.